Messenger RNA from Colletotrichum spaethianum, 936 nucleotides. Its product is annotated as eukaryotic translation initiation factor 2 subunit alpha. The transcript has 3 exons. The coding region runs from base 1 to 936 and encodes 311 amino acids. Gene Ontology annotation, cellular component: eukaryotic translation initiation factor 2 complex; eukaryotic translation initiation factor 2B complex; multi-eIF complex. Lineage: Eukaryota; Fungi; Ascomycota; Sordariomycetes; Glomerellales; Glomerellaceae. Gene Ontology annotation, molecular function: ribosome binding; RNA binding; translation initiation factor activity. The record is from RefSeq and is a predicted model, not a curated record.
AUGGCGGAACCGAACUACAGCCACUUUCGAUACUUCGAAAACAAGUAUCCCGAGAUCGAUGAGUUCGUCAUGGUCAACGUCAAGCAGAUUGCCGAGAUGGGCGCGUACGUUAAGCUGCUCGAGUACGACAACAUUGACGGCAUGAUCCUGCUUUCCGAGCUGUCGAGACGUCGUAUCAGAAGUAUCCAGAAGCUCAUUCGAGUGGGCCGCAACGAGGUCGUCGUCGUGCUCCGUGUCGACAAGGAGAAGGGUUACAUUGAUCUCAGCAAGCGUCGUGUGUCGCCAGAGGAUAUCAUCAAGUGCGAGGAGAGGUACAACAAGGGCAAGAUGGUCCACUCCAUCAUGCGCCACGUCGCCGAGAAGACCCUCACCCCUAUCGAGCAGCUGUACGAGACCAUCGCAUGGCCCCUCAACAAGAAGUACGGCCAUGCGAUCGACGCCUUCAAGCUGUCCAUCACGAACGCCGAGGUCUGGAACGACGCCACCUUCCCAAGCGAGGCCGUUUCCGAGGAGUUGAAGUCAUAUAUCGCGAAGCGUCUCACUCCCCAACCCACCAAGGUCCGUGCCGACGUCGAGGUUACCUGCUUCGGAUACGAGGGCAUCGACGCCGUCAAGGCCGCCCUGCGCACCGCCGAGUCGCGCAACGACGACCAGACGCAGGUUAAGGUCAGGCUUGUGUCGCCCCCGUUGUACGUCCUGACCAGCACGUGCUUGGACAAGAACCUGGGUAUCGCCAGACUGGAGGAGGCCAUUGUCGAGAUCCGGACCAGCAUCGAGGCUGCCGGCGGCUCGCUCGUCGUGAAGAUGGAGCCCAAGGCCGUUACGGAGAGCGAUGACGCCGAGCUGCAGGCUCUCAUGGAGAAGAGGGAGCGCGAGAACGCCGAGGUCAGUGGUGACGAGAGUGUCAGCGAGAGCGACGACAACCCGGAGGUUUAA